Molecule: messenger RNA, 1233 nt
Organism: Parastagonospora nodorum SN15
Lineage: Eukaryota; Fungi; Ascomycota; Dothideomycetes; Pleosporales; Phaeosphaeriaceae
Exons: 1
Coding region: 1-1233 (410 amino acids)
Source: RefSeq, a predicted model, not a curated record
AUGGCCACCGAUAUCAAGCGCCACCGCAAGAAGCCGGUGCUCCUCCCUCCAUCAACCCCAAAACACGACAGCAGCCCAGAGCUCGGCAGUCCGUCCAAGAUACUGCAGUACAACAAGAAAACGGGUCGCCCCAUCCGCAAAAGCGCCGGCAAGGUCAAGCGGGUUGCUGGCUACGUUGAUUCUAGCCUGCUCGAGGACGAAGAAGGCUACGAAUCGUCGGCCUCUGAAGAAAGCGAGGACGAAGACAUGAUCAAGCGAGGCCGCGCAGAGAAGACGAGGCAGAAGCGCAAGCGGAGCCCAUCACCGCCGUCUCCGCACCUCGAUCCCGUCAUCUACAGCCAGGAAUUGGGCGAAUUGACCGACGACGAGACGGGUGGGGCCUUCCAUCGCAGCACACCGAAGAAGCCACCCAUCACCUUGCAAUUCAAUGUACCUCUCGGUUUCCAUGGCCCGCUAUUCGUCAAGCUCGACAGCGCACUACUGAAGGACAAUGAGGACGGUGGCCGCCAUGACAUGCGCAAAGUACCAUCGAAGAAGGCACGGACCGAAGACUCGUCAGUCCCAGCGGCCGCAGUACUCACAGCGCGCUUCCCAAGCUUCACCGACCUGCCGCCCGAGCUGCGAAACGCCAUCUAUCGACAUGCGUUUGUUCGCGAUGUCGCACUUAACAUUCCCCAACGUCCCUUGCGCCCGGGACUUUGUCUGUCCGGUCAAUUCCUCCGCACCUGCAAACUUGUUCAUGAUGAAGGAUGCUCGAUUCUAUAUGGCGAAAACGAGUUCUUCUUUCAACGCCAUUACGAUACUCGUUCACCAUUCUGGGAACCCAAACUUAAGGAAAUUGGCUAUCAGGACGUCCUUCAGUUCCUUAAGAUGAUCGGACCCGAGAACAUCCAAUACCUGCGAGACAUCCAAAUCGACUUUGACGAUGCGCUGCCAAAGCACGCCCCGGAUUCCACCAUCGAGACCCGUCGCUAUGUAGUCGACGAUUAUCUCAUGCACUGCCUGCGCAUUCUUCGAGAUGCCAAGCUCCGAAAAGUGAGGAUGACGUUCAUAGGACGGCGCCAGCUCCUCAAAUCGGACGUCAAGUUCCUCGGCUAUCUCGAACAGAUCAAAGCCGACGAGGUGAUCAAGCUGCCCAUGUCAUGGCAUAUGCAGGAGAAAGCUGGAGCAUGGAUCUGGGCAGGAAUUAAGGAGCAGAUGACCCGGAAGAAGAAGUUGUACGAGAAGAAGUAG